Carya illinoinensis is the source of this 495-nucleotide messenger RNA. Its product is annotated as 40S ribosomal protein S3a-like. The coding region runs from base 1 to 495 and encodes 164 amino acids. Gene Ontology annotation, molecular function: structural constituent of ribosome. Gene Ontology annotation, biological process: translation. Gene Ontology annotation, cellular component: ribosome; cytosol. The transcript is spliced from 5 exons. NCBI's taxonomy places the organism in Eukaryota, Viridiplantae, Streptophyta, Magnoliopsida, Fagales, Juglandaceae. The record is from RefSeq and is a predicted model, not a curated record.
AUGGACACCGAAUCUGAUCCCAUCCGCAAGCAUGCCUUCGUGCUUGUGGGCAAAAUGAAGUAUGAACAACAAUGUUUCAUGCAGAAGAUGAAGAAUGGUCUCAUAUUUGUGUAUAAUUCAUCCUUAUUGGAGAAGCAAAUUGCUUCUGAAGGGAUCAAACAUAGAGUUAUUGAGGUAUCAAUGGCUGAUCUUCAGGAUGAUGAGGAUCAUGCAUACAGAGAGAUCAGAUUGAGAGCUGAGGAUGUUCAAGGGAAGAAUGUCAUUUUUCCAUUUCUGGGGAAUGGAUUUUACCAAAGACAAGUUGAGGUCUUUGGUAAGGAAAUGGCAGACAAUGAUCGAGGCUCAUGUGGAUGUGAAGCUACUGACAGUUACAGUUUGAGGAUGUUCUGCAUUGGAUUUACUAAGAGGCGGCAAAACCAAGUUAAGAGGACAUGUUAUGCCCAGUCCAGCCAAAGUAGACAGGUAAAAGAUUCUCUUACUUACUGGCUUAAAUGA